AAAGCACGGCCACCAAUUCAGCCGGAAGACUUAGAAGAUCCAAUGCUUACUCUUCUGGAAUUAACCUCAGCACAAAGAGCACAAGAGCAGAAUUCUACACGGUUCAGGUGUCAUGCGUGGAUUGGAAAAAUUUAUGAAAAACGUGGUUGGUUCUACGUUCACUGCUCAAAAUGCAAUAAGAAAGUCUACCCAGAGCAAGAUGGUUCCUUAAACUACGUCUGUAAAGAUGACGACGAUAUUUCACCAAAAUUCAAGUUCUUCCUUAACGCAAUUAUCAACGACUCAACAAAACCGGUUGAUGUCACAUUCUUUGAUGAAGGAAUGGUCGCCCUACUGAAAACAACUUGUGCUGAAAUGAUGACAAACAAUGGCUACACAGAUCCUAAAAUGCUACCAAAGGAAAUCCAUGACAUGAUUGGAAAACCAAAAAUAAUGCACAUAUCCGUUAGAGGGAAACAAUAUGUCGUCACCAAUGUUUCGGAUCCUCUUGUUGUGCAUACAUCAACUGACAACAUUCAGCAGCAACACAUGGGCGCUCCUCCACCAAAAACACCCAACCCCAAGCUUAACCAACAAAAACGCCAUCUAGACGAAUCGCCAGGUAAACAUAACAAACUCAACACCACUUGAUGUCCAUGGAUUGCUUAAGAAGUCCGUUCGUUUUAGGCUUUUUGUAGCCCGUUAAUUUCUAGCAUUUUGUUAGCCCAUAACCCAUAGAUUAUAUAGAAAGUUUGCAUAUACUUUUUUUUGGACAAGUAAGCUUAAAGCAGGUGUAUUUAUCUUAAGUUAGUGCGUUGGAUUUUUUACUGUAAUCUUAAGCUAAUUAAUGCUUCGCUAAAUUAAUACUCACAUAUCUUAUUACACAAACCUUACUAACCAACAUCUUUGC
Molecule: messenger RNA, 889 nt
Organism: Helianthus annuus (common sunflower)
Lineage: Eukaryota; Viridiplantae; Streptophyta; Magnoliopsida; Asterales; Asteraceae
Exons: 3
Coding region: 43-630 (195 amino acids)
Biological process (GO): DNA repair; DNA replication; DNA recombination
Cellular component (GO): nucleus
Molecular function (GO): DNA binding
Source: RefSeq, a predicted model, not a curated record